Molecule: messenger RNA, 255 nt
Organism: Eimeria mitis
Lineage: Eukaryota; Apicomplexa; Conoidasida; Eucoccidiorida; Eimeriidae
Exons: 1
Coding region: 1-255 (84 amino acids)
Source: RefSeq, a predicted model, not a curated record
AUGCUGCUGCUGGGGGCCCCCCUUGUACUGCAGCGUGGGGAGCUGAAGCAGCAGAAGAGAAUGCAGCAGCAGCAGAUGCAGCAGCAGCUGCUGCAGCUGCAGCAGCAGCAGCAGCAGGAGGGGAUAGCAAAGGAGGGAGCGGUGCGGCGGGAGGGAACACAGCCUGCACCAGCAGCAACUGCAGCAGCAGCAGCAGCAGCAGCAGCAGCAGCAGCAGUGAGGCCUCAUGCUGCAGCAGCUGGGCUGUACGUAUAG